Messenger RNA from Didymella exigua CBS 183.55, 1698 nucleotides. RefSeq lists its product as uncharacterized. The coding region runs from base 1 to 1698 and encodes 565 amino acids. The record is from RefSeq and is a predicted model, not a curated record. NCBI's taxonomy places the organism in Eukaryota, Fungi, Ascomycota, Dothideomycetes, Pleosporales, Didymellaceae. The transcript is spliced from 3 exons.
AUGGCAGCGGCGACAGCGGCGCUUCUCCCCUACACAGGCUACGAGUGGAACCGCUCCUCGCCGCUACGCUCCUCGCCGGACACCUCCUCUUCUAUGUACCCUGAUCGGCCCAUACGCCCUCUGCCAGCACGUUCUCUGCGAGCACGACUGUCCCCAGAGCAGGCCGAGUCGAUCGUCUUCCCCAACAACCCUCCCUCUACGGGGCCGUUGUUCAAUUUCCCGUAUACGUCCAGUGAGCGUGGCAACAGGGCUCUGAGAACAGGCGAGAACGACCAUCAUGCUUGUCAUUGUGGCCAUACUCACUCUGAAGUAGAAAGCGAAGAGGACGAGGACGAGCGGAGUGCGCCGCUGCCUUCUUCUCCAAGCUAUCACUACAGUAGGGGCGCGCCAGGCAGGAACGCAAUUGCGGCGUCAAGCUAUCACAAGCCAGGUUCUGCCUCUUCUUCAGUGGAUGGUUACGAAUCGUUUGAGAACACAAAUAACAAGAAGAAACGGAAAAUUCCAAAUAUGGGAAGCAAUAGCUCGCAUCACACGACCCUCUCGGCGGACGUGGCAAGCAUGAGCAUCGCAAACUACGAGAACGGCGAGGUCAACGAUGGCGUUGCACGCUACUGCUCUGAGCCAUCGACCCCGCAGCACAACUCAGGGACAGGCAUCGCAGGGGCUGGCAGAGGGCGAUUCGGCCGUAGUGGUUCAGGACGCUCGUCAUACGAACGACGAGUGCUAGGCAAUUCGACCAAUCUUGCCAACGCCAAAGCAAGCAAACGUCCUUCGGAGCAAAGCGGCAUCAUCUCCACAGCCAUUGCCAGCGCACAAGCAACCCCACCGCCCCCAGGCAACGAGAACGUCAGUUUGCUGCAUCAGGAGGCCGCAAAGAACAGCGCGACGAAGACACAAUUCACCUUCACCUGCGGUUCUGACUCAGCAAACAAGAUGGUUUGGCCCGGCCAGGAAAACGGGCCGUACCCUCAGCCCCCGGGCGCGUAUCCCAACACGACCGCUCCUCUAUCGGCUCAUCCCCAGAUAGCUCGCGCUCGCCCUCCCGUUCGAUCGGACGCCCCUGCUGUGUCGACUCAGGGUACCCAGACCAUUCCCAACAUGAAUGGAGUACAUCCUCCUGCAAAUAGGGGUGCACCACUUCCAAAGGGUGGCCAGCCUCCACAGCAGGCAUCUCCAGCACGCAAGCCGAGACGUAGUGUUUCGAAGCUUUAUGCAUACGCUGCUCGCAAGCGCCGGACGCAGCAGGAGUACGCUAACUUUCACAACCCUCCCAGCCAGCCCUGGAUCUGCGAGUUUUGCGAAUACGAAGAUAUCUUUGGGCGUCCUCCUGAGGCCUUGAUCAGACAAUACGAGAUGAAGGACAGGAAGGAGCGACGCCGGCUCGCAGAAAAACGUCGGCUACUGGAAAAGGCGAGGAUGAAGGGGCGAAAGGGAAAGAAGGCAAGUAAGAAGGCGCAGAACAACGUGAGCAACGGCCACAAUGCUCAGAACGCGGCGCCUAGCGGCUACGAUCGUCACGAUGACGGCUCCUUAGACCCUGAGGAUGACUACGAUUAUGACUAUGAUGAUGACGGAGGGACACCACGAGAGGGGACUUGCUGUGGUCAUCAUUGUUCGCACCAUCCUCCACCAAAGGUUCCGCUACUACCUCCCCGAGAUCCGCGAAUGGGCAUGCCGCCCACUAGUAACGGCGCUUAG